GAAAAACCUGGGAUUUCUUCUUGUUUCACCAUCUUUCUAAGCUCUUCUUCUUCUUCGAAGAGCAAUGAAUGAUCAGAGUCUUUUCUGUCACUGACUCGUGGCCAGCAGCAGAGGCCACUGCCCUAACCCAACUUUGGGGUGGCAAAGGUGCCAGUUCUCCAGGUUUUCUGUGCACGGCGAACUGUGGGGGUCCAUCCCCACUUUGGUUGGGGACAGAAGAGGCGAAAGCAUGGGUGAUUGCCGGAAGGCCCUCUCACUCGGUUUGCCAAGUGUCUGAUGUGGUUUCUUGAGACCGAUGCCCCACGAUAAUGUCAACAAUUAUCAUGCUUGCUUCCCGGAAAGCAACUUCCUACCGACGCUGCUGGCUUCUUUCGAGUUGCUUACCGAGCAGCUGUUGUUGUUGUUGACAUCACAGCUGCUGGUUGUAUUGUGGAAGUCUUCUUCUUCUUCUUCUACACACAAAGAUUGAUGGUCCAUAAAUUUUCCUAUCAAUGAUUAAGAAAAUUUAUGACAGCUUUCCAUGCCGUGUUCAUGAGAGAUGCCGAAUUCAUUGCACUUCCAAUAUUAGCCGAAGAAUAUGUGGAAUGCAUGACUCUGAGCUCCAUGAUUGAAUCAUAAAGCUCAAGAUGUUGAAGAUGGCAGGAGCUGCUCAUUUUCACAAGCACAAUCCAAACAUUUUCAUCUCGCCUUACUAGAAAACUUCUCUUCAACGAAGUCUUUCUGUACAAUAAUUGCUUGCUUUGGGAGGCAUUAAAGGUAUGGACUAAAUACGAAGCCAGCCUCGGCCUUGUGCGUCCACAGCCGUCCAUCACUUUGAACCCGAAUCUUGAAGCGCAAGAACACCGUCGGAUUGCCGCCGGGUUCUAAUAAGAGGAAGGUUAACGUGGCAUCAGAACGGUUCAAAUCUCGAGACCUCUCGCUCGCUCCCCCUUCGACCAAGUCCUCGUUGCUCGUUCUUCCCUCCGACGCAAGGAUUCCUUCUCCUUGGAUCGCGAACUCGCUUUGCAGUUCCCGGAUUGGAAAGGGAAAGCGAUGCCUAUCUUGUAGCCGGUGGAGAUCUUUACUCGUGGAGCGCCUCAUAGGGGCGGCUUCCCUGAUCUGGUAGCUCGGUGGGAUUCGCUGUCGGCGUGGCCCGAGAUUGGGGGGUACAAGUGAGGAGAUGGGGGCGUCCUUCCGAAACUUGGCGUUUUGGGUGGUGGUCCUGGGCUUCUUCUUGGCGUCCGCUGCUGCUUCUGAUCCGGACGAUUUCCGCCGAGCGUUUCCCAUUGUGGAGCCAGAUUCUGAACAUACUAAAAUCCGUCUUGCAAGAGAGGGUUUGGAGGCAAUCCAAAGAAUUACAAACCCUAUAGCUGUUGUUGCUGUUAUUGGACCAUAUCGCUCAGGCAAAUCCUUUCUUCUCAACCAACUUCUCUCCCUUUCAUGCGACGAAGGUUUUGGGGUUGGACAUAUGCGUGAUACUAAAACCAAAGGAAUGUGGGUUUGGGGUACACCAGUGGACUUAGAUGUUGAUGGAACAAAAGUAUCUAUCUUGUACCUUGAUACAGAAGGAUUUGAAAGCGUUGGAAAAUCAAAUGUAUACGAUGAUAGGAUAUUUGCUCUGGCUACAGUUAUGAGCUCUGUGCUCAUUUAUAAUCUCCCUGAGACGAUUCGUGAGGCUGAUAUAUCUCGGCUAUCAUUUGCUGUUGAAAUUGCAGAAGAGUUUUAUGGAAGGGUAAAGGGGCAAGAUGUUGCAUUUGAGCCUGCUAAGCUCUUGUGGCUUAUCCAACGGGAUUUCCUGCAAGGAAAGUCUGUUCAAGAAAUGGUGAAUGAAGCCCUUCGGCGGGUACCUAACAAUAAUGGAGACAGAAACAUUGAUCAGGUUAACCAAAUUCGAGACUCCUUGGCAAUAAUGGGUGACAAUAGUACUGCCUUUAGCUUACCACAGCCUCAUCUUCAAAGGACAAAACUUUGUGACAUGAAGGACAGUGAGCUGGAUCAAUUGUAUGUGGAAAAGAGGGAGCAGUUGAAACAACUUGUUGCAACCAUCAUACGUCCAAAAAUUAUCCAGGGAAAACCUCUAAACGGAAAUGAGUUUGUAGCUUUCCUAGAGCAGAUUCUUGAAGCCUUAAAUAAAGGAGAAAUUCCAUCCACAGGUUCUAUCGUUGAAGUAUUCAAUAAGGUGAUUCUUGAGCGUUGCUUGAAAUUAUACAGUCAACGAAUGGACAUUAUGCGGCUACCAAUACAAGAAAACAGGCUGCAAGAAGUUCAUGAAGAAUCAAAGGCUGAAGCAAAAAAGUUGUUUGAUCGGCAGCGUUUUGGUCGGCAUCAUGCUGAACAAUCUAUUGUGAAACUUGAUGAUGAAAUACAAAAGGUUUACAGAACGUUUCUCCUGGAAAAUGAAUAUCAGUCAUCAAAAUUAUGUGAAGCCAAAUACACAGAGUGUGAGGAUAAAAUGGAUCACCUUCAAGUCAUGAGACUUCCUUCCAUGGCAAAAUUCAAUGCUGGUUUUCUUCAGUGCAAUGAAACUUUUGAAAGACAAUGUGUUGGGCCUUCGAAAGAAUUAUAUAAACAGAAGAUGAUGAAGAUGCUUGGGAAAUCCCGAUCACUUUUCAUCAAGGACUACAAUGAUAGACUCUCAAAUUGGUUGGUGAUUUUCUCACUUACUGUGGCUAUGGUGGGCCGGUUUAUCAUCAAGUUUUUUUUGUUGGAGAUUGCUGGCUGGGCAAUGUUUAUUUUCUUAGAAACAUAUACAAGAAUGUUCUGGUCAUCGGAAUCAAUGUACUAUAAUCCUUCUUGGCAUGUAAUCGUAUCUACAUGGGAGACUAUAGUUUACAGCCCUUUUCUUGAUUUGGACAGAUGGGCAAUUCCAAUUGGUAUAUUGCUGUUGGUCCUGCUCCUGUAUUGGCGGUGUUGUGGUAGUAGGAAGCCUGGAUCUCAUUGGCUCUUGCCACUGUACAAUAACCGCCAUAGAGAUGGUGACAGUCGUCCAAGAUCAGAUUAAAUGAAGACUGAGUCCCCAUGAUGCUCAACUGCUCGGCCUUCUUAACCUAGUGAAUCUGUGUCACAUUCACAGUAGACAGGCUUUCUUUUGGUGAGCCUGGCCUCACAUCAUUUCUGGCAUGCAGAAGAAGGUGGCAGAUGAAAAGCUUCAAAACAUUCAGUUACUCAAUUUGCAGGUCACUUGACAGAUGAAUGUUUACUGUAUAUUCACCAUUUUCGUGCUACCCUGUAUCCAAAUCCUAUCAUCUUUCUCAUUGUUAUUUUCAUUAUCUGGAACCCUGAAUGAUUUGACAUUUGGACUAAGAAAACUAGCUAAAUCAUUCGGUGGCUGCCCAAUCGAUGGCUGCCUGGGAAGUCCACAGCAACUGUCAACUGUGGAAGCUCUUCUUUCGGCAUAUAUCUGUAUCUGAUUUCAGUUAGAGGUUCAAUCUGUAUGGAAACAACUCUAAUUGUUCGACUUUCUUUGUGGAAAUGUGAACCCAUGCCAAAGUGUACAUUGGUGAAUGCAGUUCUAAUUUUCAUUUAGACAUUAACUUGUUUCAA
Messenger RNA from Musa acuminata AAA Group (dessert banana), 3522 nucleotides. RefSeq lists its product as uncharacterized. The transcript has 18 exons. Lineage: Eukaryota; Viridiplantae; Streptophyta; Magnoliopsida; Zingiberales; Musaceae. Gene Ontology annotation, molecular function: GTP binding; GTPase activity. The coding region runs from base 1160 to 2980 and encodes 606 amino acids. The record is from RefSeq and is a predicted model, not a curated record.